AUGGUGCGUCUAACAGUGGAGCUAAUCACAAAAAGCAGCAAUCAAGCAAGGAAUCGAAAGGAUGAAUCCCUCCCUCAUGUCUUGAAGAAGAUAACUCAUUUGAAUUUUUCAAAUAAAAAUAUCGAUGACAUAGAUGAUCUUUCCAUGUGCAGAAACCUCACUGUGUUAUAUCUAUAUGACAACCGCAUUAGUCAGAUUAGAAAUCUGGGAUUUGCAUCAAAUCUGACCCACCUGUACCUGCAGAAUAAUUGUAUUUCCUGCAUUGAAAAUCUAACAGGGUUGAAGAAACUAGAAAAACUAUACCUAGGAGGCAAUUAUCUAACAGUUGUUGAAGGGUUAGAAGGUCUUGAACUAAGAGAGCUGCAUGUUGAAAGUCAAAGACUUCCUCCAGGAGAAAGGCUGUUGUUUGACCCAAGAACCCUUCAUUCCCUGGGGAAGUCUCUUUCAGUGUUGAAUAUCAGCAAUAACAACAUCGAUGAACUUCAUGAUUUAGCAGUUCUGGAGAAUAUAACACAGUUUAUGGCUGUUGAUAACCAUCUUAAAGAAAUGAAGGAUUUGGAAUUUGUAUUGAGCAAAUGGCCAAAGCUAUGGAGAAUGGAUCUUUCUGGAAAUCCAGUUUGUCAGAAACCAAAAUACAGAGACAAAGUUAUAGUCGUUGCAAAGACCUUGGAAAUUCUUGAUGGAAAAGAAAUUAAGGAGAUGGCCAGACAAUUCUUAGUAAAAUGGAAAGCAUCUAAGGAUGCCAAAAUGAAAAACAAAGAAGAGAACAUAAUAGGGCAAACAGUCUACCCACAGACAUAUCAUUUUGAUCAUCCGUUUGCUCUUCUGCCAGUUCUGCACGAGACCGAAAAAUAUAGAGUAACACCAAAGUACAUCCUGAUGGCUCAGACUCGGAGUGGAAAUAAACAAGAUCACCUGCAAGUGACAGGGGGAUAUAACAUUCAUGAAAAUAUUAGACAAUUAGCCAUAAAGGAUUCGGAAAGCUUAGUGUCUGGACAAGAUGUCUUUAAGCCGCACCUGCUUGGUGAAAUAGUGCCCUGAGUUCAAAAGAAAGUGUUCAUCGUAAUUCAUCAUCUCCUGUAUUAAACAUGCAAUAUGCCGAGCAAAUGCAGCCAGCUAACUCACUGCUGCUCUGUUAGUCAAGCACGCUAUUUAAUCCAAUACUGCAGUUUAUUUUUUAUAAAACCCAGUUUUUGUUUCUUUUUUUUUAAAUAGACAUUUAUUUUAAAGCAUCACCCCAGCCUGUGCAGUAAUGCUGUAUACUGUACAAUUAUUAAAUAGUGUAUAUGUAGUUUUAAAAAAUGUCAUUGCAUUUAAAUAAAAUAAAAAACAUUUGCUGAAA
Bombina bombina (fire-bellied toad) is the source of this 1342-nucleotide messenger RNA. It is a transcript of the gene PPP1R42, whose product is annotated as protein phosphatase 1 regulatory subunit 42. The record is from RefSeq and is a predicted model, not a curated record. The coding region runs from base 1 to 1041 and encodes 346 amino acids. NCBI's taxonomy places the organism in Eukaryota, Metazoa, Chordata, Amphibia, Anura, Bombinatoridae. Gene Ontology annotation, molecular function: protein binding. The transcript is spliced from 8 exons.